Molecule: messenger RNA, 2762 nt
Organism: Ziziphus jujuba (common jujube)
Lineage: Eukaryota; Viridiplantae; Streptophyta; Magnoliopsida; Rosales; Rhamnaceae
Product: RINT1-like protein MAG2
Exons: 4
Coding region: 147-2567 (806 amino acids)
Biological process (GO): endoplasmic reticulum to Golgi vesicle-mediated transport; regulation of ER to Golgi vesicle-mediated transport; retrograde vesicle-mediated transport, Golgi to endoplasmic reticulum
Cellular component (GO): Dsl1/NZR complex
Source: RefSeq, a predicted model, not a curated record
CCAACUCAGUCAUAGACUUUCCAUGGAAGCGAAGCACAAUCUCUCUCUUACACAUUCCCGUUAAAACCCUAAAAUACCCUCCCUCUUCAUUCAAAUUUCCCACCCAUACCACCACAAGAUACUCAGAUGGCUUAAGAGACCAUGCCAUGGACUCCGUCCUCCAUUCGCUCCCUCCAGCCUCGGACCUCUCGCCUUCAGUCUUCUCCUUUCUCGACGACAAGUUCCCGACCGAAGAAAGCCUCGGCCAAGCUUGUACUCUCGUUUCGGAGCUCGAAACGCAGUGCCGUUGCUUGGAUCAAAAGCUAAUUGACCUGAAUCGUAGCCUCGGAGCAAACUUAGUAGCUUAUGCUUCCUUCUCCGAUCGAAUCCACGCCCUCUUCGCCGAUAUCAAUGUCCGAUUGGUAGGUCUCGGAUCGUCGACUCGCUCUCAUGCUUCUACUACAGGAGAUGGGGAAGGAGGAGAGGGAAAUGAGAGAACAGAGCAGAUUUUGGGGGAGGAACUGCCGGCAUUGGCGAAGGAAGUGGCAAGAGUAGAGACUGUCCGUAACUAUGCAGAGACAGCAUUGAAGCUUGACACAAUGGUUGGUGAUAUUGAAGAUGCUGUAUCUUCUACCAUGAAUACAAACCUAAAAAAGCAUUACUCAGCAAGAAACUCAGAAGAUAUGCGUCUCCUUGCUAUAAAGACCCUGAAACUGACUGAAGAUAUUUUAACUUCAGUUACCAAGAUGCACCCUCAAUGGGCGUGUCUUGUGUCAGCAGUUGAUCACAGAGUAGAUCGAGCUCUAGCUGUUUUACGACCACAAGCUAUUGCAGAUCACCGAGCUCUUCUUAGUUCUCUUGGGUGGCCGCCAGCUCUUUCCACUCUGACUUCCUCAACUCUAAACACAACCAAAGUCCCCAAUCCUCUUUUCACAAUGCAAGGGGAUCUCAAACAUCAGUACUGUGAAAACUUUUUUGCUUUGUGCAGUCUACAGGAGCUGCAAAUACGAAGAAAAUCUCGGCAACUUGAGGGUUAUAGUCGGCAAGUUGCUCUGCAUCAGCCACUUUGGGUGAUUGAAGAGCUUGUAAAUCCUAUAUCAUUGGCAUCUCAACGCCAUUUCUCAAAGUGGGUUGAGAAACCAGAAUUUAUUUUUGCCCUUGUCUAUAAGAUCACCAGGGAUUAUGUAGACUCUAUGGAUGAACUACUGCAACCACUGGUUGAUGAAGCAAUGUUAUCUGGGUACAGUUGCAGAGAAGAAUGGAUUGCAGCAAUGGUGUCCUCCUUAUCAACUUACUUGGCAAAGGAGAUUUUCCCAAAUUAUGUUGGUGAACUGAGUGAGGAGAGAAUAAUGGGUUCGCAAUCAAAGGCUAAAAUAUCAUGGCUUCAUCUUGUUGACUUGAUGAUAUCUUUUGAUAAACGGAUUAAAUCUUUAGUAGAGCAGUCUGGAAUCUUGCUUUCCUCUCAGGAAGAUGGGAACAUGCAGAAGAUUUCUUCUCUUUCAGUUUUCUCUGACCGGCCUGACUGGCUUGAUUUGUGGGCUGAGAUAGAGCUUGAUGACACAUUAGAUAAGCUGAAACUGGAGUAUAGUGAUGAGAGAAAUUGGACAAUAAAGGUUCAGGGAGCAGUUCCUUCAUCGGACCCUGAAGAUUAUAAAGCUCCUGCAGUUUCCAAUACCUUUCUCCGGCAUCUUUCAUCUGUGGUUGAUUGUUGUCGAUCUUUGCCUAGCAAUUCUCUGAGGUUAAGGUUUCUCAGAUUAGCUGGUAAACCUAUUAUAAAAAAAUUUUUGGACUGUUUACUCGUCAGGUGCCAAGAAGCUGAAGGUCUGACUGCGUUGACAGAUGAUGAUGCCCUAAUCAAAGUUGUAAACUGCAUUAAUGCUGGUCGUAAAGUGGAAUCCAUAUUGAAUGAAUGGUGUGAGGACAUAUUUUUUCUUGAAUUAGGAUUGAAUCAGGGUGAUCAACUAGGAAUAUCUGUUAAAGAGAGCGAAAAUAGAGUAGGUUCACUUGAAAAUUUGGAAAAUGGUUUAUUUGAUGAGGAGAUUGGAAACUUACAGGUGUUUGGAAAGGAGUGGGUUGAAAAAAUCUCGGUUGUAAUUUUGAGGGGAUUCGAUGUUCAAUGUCGAGAUUAUUUGAAGAACAAGAAGCAUUGGCAGGAAAAGGGCGAAGAAGGUUGGACGGUGUCAAAAUCUUUAGUUUGUGCCCUUGAUUAUCUGCAAGGGAAAAUGUCAAAGUUAGAAAUUAAUUUAAAUGGGAUAGACUUUGUUAGGGUGUGGAGAAGUUUGGCAGCUGGAAUAGAUAGAUUGCUUUUCAAUGGUAUUCUUAUGAGCAAUGUAAAGUUUUAUGAUGGUGGAGUUGAGAGGUUUGCUAGUGAUUUAGAGGUUUUAUUUGGGGUAUUUGCAGCAUGGUGUUUAAGGCCGGAAGGCUUCUUUCCCAAAGUAAGUGAUGGCUUGAAGCUGUUGAAGACAUCACAAAAGAAACUUCAAAAUGGUUUGGCAGGAGGGGAGAAAUGGAUGAAGGCGAAUGGCAUUAUGCAUUUGAGUGUGGCUGAGUCAGAUAGAAUCAUCAAGAAUAGAGUAUUUCUAGGCUGAAGGCUACGAAACAAUACCUUAAUUCUUUUGUACGCCCCAAGAACUCUGGCGGCCAUGGACAUAAAAAGGCAAAUUCUGUCUGGAUUAUUGGUAUAAUUGUAAGAUCCUUUGUUGUACAUGACUUUUUACUCAUGGAAUGUCACAUUUCAUUCUGAUGUCAAUACAAUAAGGAAAAGAAAAUUUAUGGCUGCUGAA